AUGGGGUGCUGCUACAGCAGCGAGAACGAGGACUCGGACCAGGACCGAGAGGAGCAGAAGCUGCUGCUGGACCCUAGCAGCCCUCCAACCAAAGCCCUCAAUGGAGCUGAACCCAACUACCACAGCCUGCCUUCCGCUCGCACAGAUGAGCAGGCCCUGCUCUCCUCCAUCCUCGCCAAGACAGCCAGCAACAUCAUCGAUGUGUCUGCUGCAGACUCCCAGGGCAUGGAACAGCAUGAGUACAUGGACCGAGCAAGGCAGUACAGCACCCGCCUGGCUGUGCUGAGUAGCAGCCUGACCCAUUGGAAGAAGCUGCCA
Messenger RNA from Carlito syrichta (Philippine tarsier), 318 nucleotides. RefSeq names its product ragulator complex protein LAMTOR1-like. Gene Ontology annotation, cellular component: late endosome membrane; membrane raft; lysosome. The record is from RefSeq and is a predicted model, not a curated record. The annotation marks the transcript as partial. The transcript has 2 exons. Lineage: Eukaryota; Metazoa; Chordata; Mammalia; Primates; Tarsiidae. Gene Ontology annotation, molecular function: molecular adaptor activity; guanyl-nucleotide exchange factor activity. Gene Ontology annotation, biological process: cellular response to amino acid stimulus; positive regulation of MAPK cascade; regulation of receptor recycling.